This is a messenger RNA of Phoenix dactylifera (date palm), 1449 nucleotides long. Lineage: Eukaryota; Viridiplantae; Streptophyta; Magnoliopsida; Arecales; Arecaceae. The record is from RefSeq and is a predicted model, not a curated record.
UUGUUUUUCCAUUUUUGGGUGGACUUUUCGGAGUCUACCCAAGUCUUCCUUCCAUGCGAGAGACUGCUACGCGGAGUGUUGACGGCCGCUCCUCUUUGAGCUCUCGAGUUCAAUCAGCUCAUUGGAGCUAUCAGCUUCUGGGCUUGCUCGCAGCACCUGCGAGGUAAUUCCCCCCAUCCUACUGUUUCGCGCGCCGUUCGUCGCCCUUCAAGCUUUCUCCUCUCAAACGUUCGACACCCCGUUUAUUUGUUCGAUCUCUUUCCUCUCUCCACAAUCAUCUCCGAGCCAUGGCUCUCUUCUGUGUUCUCGCUUUUCUCCAAGUCCUCGCCCUCACCGCCAUCGCCUCCGUCAAGAGCGGAGGUCGCCAUGGAAGCGACGAGGUCAACCGCGCCGAAGAUGUCGAGGGCCAGCCAGCGAAAGGGGCAGAAGCCGAGAUAAAUCCGACAACCCGGCAGAGCUGCCAUGAGCAGCACCAUCAUUUACAAGCUGAAAAAUCCUCUGGCACAGAAGAUGAGCAUCCUACACCUUGUAUGCUUCAGAACAUGCGUGAAGAGGCAAGUCAGUACCAUGAUGACACUGGGAACAAUAAAUUUGAUCAAGUACUCCAGCAGACAGAUUUAUCUCCAGCAACCACUGUUAGAGAUGUGCCUGAGCCAGCUGAAAAUAAUAGAGAUGGACAGAGAGAGGUUGGAGAAGCGGAAGAAGAGAUGAAGUCCACCUCAAAAUUUUCUUACUUUUCGACUGGCAUUUCUGUUGCUGGAAUCAUAAGCAUUUUCUCUGGAUAUCUUGGAGAUCAAACAGGACAUGCCCAUACAGUCCCUCUCAAGGUUUGCACCCUCUUCAUGCUGGCCACCUUCGUAUCUGGAGCCAGCAUGCUGCUUCUGACAUUCCUCCAUCUUAGCAGCCGCAUCUCUAUUAAAUUCUUCAGAAGCCUCAAGUAUACAACAUUGGGGUUCCUGACCCUUUCGAUGUUUAGCGUCUCCAUUCUCUUCCUAAAGAUGUUUACCAUUCUUGCCUUUGUUCCGGCAUUGUUUAUAGCAAUGAUCUCAUUCAUUAUGGCUUGGCAUCCAUGCAGUCAUCACCAAGGUAAUAGGGGCAUGUCAUUCAGACGUUUGUCCGAAUCCGUUUGAAACAUUUGGAUGCUGUUAUUUUCAAUCCUGGACUCCUGUUACUAUGUAAUAUUAGUUCUUAAUAUUGUUUUUGGUGAUGAUUGCAUUCAUUAUGGCUGGGUUUCCAUGGAGUCAUCAUCAAAGUAAUAGUGUCAUGUUGUUCAAUCCUUUAUCCGAAGCUGUCUGAAACAUUUGGAUGCUGUACAGUUGCAUUAUAUUCAACACUAGAUUCCUAUUCGUAUGUAAAUAUUGAUGUGUAAAUUGAUCAGUGACGCAUUAAAACCAUUGUUGUGUACUAAAACCAUUGAUCAGUGAAAAAUAGAUUAAGAUUCUUUGUGUA